UAAACCCUGUACGGCCUUCGUUUAGCACCAUAUCCCCUCUAAACGAUGGCAACAUACAGCGCAUCCUCUUCCAGACUCAGCCGCUAUAGUGUGCAUUGAGGAGUUCACCGAGGAGAUGCCUGCUCCUGAGCAGGAGACUGUAGCAGGGGGGGAGGAGGAGGAGGAACAGAGCUGUGAGGAAGGAUCCAGUGCCAAUAAGAUGGAGAUGGAAAGCACCGCCACUAACAUCCUGGCCUCCGUCAAAGAGCAGGAACUUCAGUUUGAACGGCUGACCAGAGAGCUUGAGGUGGAGAGACAGAUUGUGGCCAAUCAGCUGGAACGAUGCAGGUUGGGGGCGGAGUCUCCAGGUGCUGCCAGUGACAGCUCCUCCGAAAAGUCUUUACUGUGGAGAUCAGCUGACUCCUCAGCGGCAGGUGUGUCCAAGCAUCACGCAUCAGAUGACUGCCCUUCACCUGUUUUCGGUGUUCGAGUUCAGAGGUCACCCUAUUCACUUGACUUGGAACAAAUUUCCUUGCAUGAAAGGUCAGCGGCAAACUCUCGCAGCUCAACUCAGAUGAACUCGUAUUCUGACAGUGGCUACCAGGAAGUGAGUGGUUAUUAUAGCAACUUAGUGACUCCAAGAAGAUCAGAGGGGCGGUCCCAGUCAACCAGCUCCGCCCCUAGCUUUAGUCCAAGUCUGGCUAUGGUCUCCAGGGCGGAGGGACAGACUUUAUCAGAGGUGCCAGGUGGCCGUGUAAUGAGGCGUGUUAGUUCGGUGCCCUCUCGUGCCUCUUCUCCUGUCUACACCCAGUCUCCACUGCCCUCACGCCCUCCGCUGGGAUCUUCACUUGGAAGCCCAUUUGGCUCGCCCAUCAUCUCUGAGCCCAGGCCACUGCCCAGCAUCUUUCCUGGCACCACCCUUCCUCCCUCCUCUAGCCACGCCCCUGACUUACUUCACUCAAGCUAUUCUGGGCACAGGGAUGGCAUCGGGUCCCCGACCUUGCUGCGGUCCAGUAUGACAGCACAGCCACAGCACUAUGGGACACUGGGAAAGCACGAAACACAAGCAUAUGACAAUACACAUUCCUUGUUUGGAGCACGGGCGUAUGACUUUUUUGAGAAGAUUGUUCUUUCCAGACCGGACAGUCUGACAGGCCUUCAAAGCUCCUAUAGCCAGCACAGCCAGCUAGGUCAGGAAGCACGAACCCCUGAUCAACAUGUGACCCCUGUCUAUGAGGACAAAACCUUCCAGAACCCGCUCUACCAGAGCCCGACCCACGGCUCCCAGAGUGGCCUGUCCAGAAACACAGGGUUAGGUACUCUGCCGAGAACCACCAGUCAGUGUAGUACCCUGCGGUACCAAAGAGGAGCAUACUCUAUGCCCUCACACACCGACACCUAUCGCUCCACCCUUUACCGACCAGCGGAGUCCAGUUAUAGUAGACACGCCAUCAACAAUAACAUCAGCUCCACGCGAUCUCCAUCAAUCGACAGCAUUCAUAAGGAUCCUCGGGAGUUUGCAUGGAGAGAUCCAGAGCUGCCUGAGGUUAUCCGCAUGCUACAGCAUCACUUUCCAUCAGUGCAGGCCAAUGCUGCAGCAUUUAUUCAGCACCUCUGCUACGGAGACAAUCGCAUCAAAACUGAAGUGUGCAGGUUGGGAGGGAUCCAGCAUUUGGUGGACCUGCUGGAUCAUAAGGUUCUGGAGGUGCAGUGCAGUGCAUGUGGAGCUCUCAGGAACCUGGUAUUUGGCAAAGCCACAGAUGACAACAAGGUGUGUGUGAGAAACGCAGGAGGAGUUCCGGCUCUGCUCCGUCUGCUGAGAAAAAGUGCAGAAACUGAUGUUCGGGAGCUCGUAACGGGUGUUUUGUGGAAUUUAUCAUCUUGUGAUGCUGUGAAGAUGACGAUUGUGCGUGAUGCCCUUGGUCCUCUUACCAACACAGUGAUCAUUCCUCACUCCGGCUGGGGUGCCGCCCCUCAGAGAGAGGACCAAAAACUUCAACUGCACGCCUCUGUGGUGCUGAGGAACACAACCGGGUGCCUCAGAAACCUGAGCUCAGCUGGAGAGGAAGCCCGCAGGCAGAUGCGAUGCUGUGAAGGCCUGAUUGACUCUCUGCUCUACAUUAUUAAAACAUGUGUCAACACCUCAGAUUUUGACAGCAAGAUUGUGGAAAACUGUGUUUGCACUUUAAGGAACCUGUCAUAUCGUCUAGAGCUAGAGAUGCCACCCUCUCGGCUGAUGGGAAACCAAGAUCUAGACACCCUUCUGGGCAAUGACCCCUCCAGCAAAACGAUAGACUACAUUUGCUGGGGUCUGAGAAAAAAGAAAAAGAAGAGAUCCUGGCAAGAUCAGCAAUGGGAUGGUGUGGGACCUAUCCCAGGAUUCUCCGGGAGCCCAAAGGGGGCAGAGAUGCUCUGGCACCCAUCAGUUGUAAAGCCUUACCUCACCCUGCUUGCAGAAAGCUCAAACCCUGCCACACUAGAGGGAGCAGCUGGGUCAUUACAAAAUCUCUCAGCUGGUACCUGGAGGUUUGCAGCUUACAUUCGAGCAGCAGUGCGGAAGGAGAAGGGUUUGCCUAUUCUGGUUGAGUUGCUAAGAAUGGAUAAUGAUAGGGUGGUCUGCUCAGUGGCUACCGCACUACGCAACAUGGCUCUGGAUGCCAGGAACAAGGAGCUGAUUGGAAAGUACGCCAUGCCGGACUUAGUGACACGUCUCCCGGGUCAUGGGCCUUCACUUCUCUCUGAUGAGACAGUAGCAGCAGUGUGCUGUGCACUUCAUGAAGUCACCAGUAGAAACAUAGAAAAUGCUCGUGCACUUGCCCAGGCAGGCGGAAUCGACAAAUUGGUCAAUAUCAGCCGAGGCAGAGGGGAAAGAUACUCUAUGAAGGUGGUAAAAGCUGCAGCGCAGGUGCUGAAUACUUUGUGGCAGUACAGAGAUUUACGCAACCUCUAUAAAAGGGAUGGGUGGAACCAGAACCAUUUCAUUACUCCAGUAUCAACUCUUGAUCGAGACAGGUACCGAUCCCAACCCACACUUCCAACGAGCAACCUACAGAUGUCACCUGUCAUCCAGUCAGGAGGUAGUGCCACUUCCUCCCCAGCCAUGUUGGGCAUAAGGGAGCAUCGUUUGAGUAAGAGGAGAGCUCAGUCUACUAUGCAACUUCAUAACUAUUACGGAGACACUAACAGAAACAAAAAUCUGUAUACAGGGUCAGGAAAGCACUCUGCAUAUUUCAUAAGCUCUUACCAUUCCCCUUCUCACGAAGAUCCUAACAGGUCACAGCAUAGCCAACUGUUCUACUCAGACGAGCCCAAUCAGAGAGCCUACGACCCAUAUGGAAUGUACUUAGCAUCUCCGGCGGGCUAUGACGACCCAUACCUGGACGAGCCGCUCCAAUACCCUGCGGUGAACGAAAGGCAGACGCUCAAGCGCAACACCAACUACGUGGACUUCUACUCCACCACACGCAGGCCUUCCUACCGUGCUCAGACCUACCCCGCCUCUCCAGACUCAUGGGUGUAGGCAUGAGCGUGUGUGUAUGCGUGCAUAGAGUAUGUAUCUGUAUGUGUCUUUGAGUCUGAGUGUAUUGGUGCAUGUACGUUUUACGGACUUUUGCAGGGUAAAGUACAGCAUAUGGCC
This is a messenger RNA of Trichomycterus rosablanca, 3616 nucleotides long. It is a transcript of the gene pkp4, whose product is annotated as plakophilin 4. The transcript is spliced from 22 exons. Gene Ontology annotation, biological process: cell-cell adhesion; cell-cell junction assembly. Lineage: Eukaryota; Metazoa; Chordata; Actinopteri; Siluriformes; Trichomycteridae. Bases 116 to 3499 code for a protein of 1127 amino acids. Gene Ontology annotation, molecular function: cadherin binding. Gene Ontology annotation, cellular component: nucleus; cytoplasm; adherens junction. The record is from RefSeq and is a predicted model, not a curated record.